AUGGCUGAAAAACUUAAAUGUGAGAUGGAACCCAAAUCUUGGUUAAUCUUCCAACUAAGUCAUCAACUUAUCAAUCUAUUACCUGUAAAAUUUCGUGACAUAGUGGAUGAGGAAGCUCUUAAAGAAUAUCGCCUUAAUAUUAUUAAAAGUAUUGAUAAUAAAAUUAAAAACAUCUUUCCAAUUAUCUAUGAUGAGGCCCAAUAUCACACCUCAUACUUAUCAAACACAUUCCUAUCUUAUAAUGAUAAAAAUAAGAAGAGACCAUUAUUUACCAUAAUCAUGAAGAUUUUUUCAGAUUUAUCCUCAAUAUUUCCGAAAGCAAUUGUUUGUAUAACUGGAUCUUGCUUAUCACUAAUGGAAGCAAAGGAUCUAGCAAUAUCUAACGUGGCAAAGAAAGAAACAGCUAUUCCAAUCUUUAAAAAUUUUGGCCAAAUUAAAACCUCAGAGGAAAUACUUAAACUAGCAAGGAAUAUAUUCCCCCUUGAAGAUAAAUAUGCAUCAAUGGCAAUUGAAUGGCUAAAGGGUCGAUAUCGUUUUACUUGGACAUGGAUACAUUACCUCCUUAAUUCUUAUGAUCCCCAAAAACAACUAGAAAUACUAAAAGAUCAUCUUACAACUGAUUACGAAGAUCCACAAAAUCCAAGAUUUAGUCUUUAUUCUGGACUUGUAAGACUUGUACAUCAUCCUAAUGAGCGACAUUCCUAUAUUGACCAUGAGUCUAUAUUGGAACUUAUAAAAAGAGCGAUUAUUUAUUAUGCAAUGACGGGAAGGCGAUUUUUGUAUAAAAAUACUAAAGAGGUAGAUAUUAUGUCUAUUGGCUUUGCCCACCUUGAAACUCGAGAAUUAACUGGGAUCAUUGAUGAACCUCUUGCGAUUCAAGCAGGAAUCAACUAUUUUAUAAAUACUAAAAUAGACAACAUGUGGUUUAAUGUAAUGUCACAAGUCAAUUUUAAUGCGAGCAUGCCAGGAUUAAUUUGGGAGAAGUGUGUAACAAAUUUUUUGUAUGACAUUAUUUUUAAAAGUAAUAUACCUUUAUCCUCGCACAAAAAACUAUUCCCUGAUAACAGUCAUCGUUACCUUCCUGUUGAUUUUGAGAAUUCACCUGAGCUGUUACCAUCUGGUAAAAACCGUGUAGGCGUGAAAUCUGUAGAACUUUCUGCACCUGAAGAGUAUAUUGGGUGGCUCCGUAUAGUGUCAUCAUGGGAGAAGACUGGAAAUGUUUCUGACGGGUUUUGCCCAAUAUGUUAUCCACCAAAUACAGCAGACCCUGAUAUCUCAAUUGCUUUUUUCUUUCCGAAAGGAGAAAAAAGAGAAGCUUAUAUUCUAAAUACUCAGGUCAAGUUAAGAAAUAAUGUUGAGCUAAAGAAUGCAUGUAAAACUGUUGAUCCGGAUACAAUGUUUACAGACAAAGACUCAAACCCCAGUCCUUCUCAAUUUCAUUAUGAGUUGCGUGAAAUCUACAAACGACAAAAAUGGAGUAACCGUAACAUACAGAUGAUUGUUGCCUAUCCUUGUAAUUUUAAUUUUAAAAGAAAAAGGGAUUAUCAAAAAACACUUGGUGCAUCAAUAAGGGUACGCAAGAUACCAAGAUUGAUUAUUGAUGGAAAUAAUGCAGACUCAUUGAUUUCUAAUGAUUGUCAACAUUGGGUUACAGUUUUAAAACAAGAACAGGGAUCCAAAGUGGAUUGGCAAUGUAGUGAUAUUGAAAUUUCUGAGGAUGAAGAAUAG
Messenger RNA from Rhizophagus irregularis DAOM 181602=DAOM 197198, 1728 nucleotides. RefSeq lists its product as uncharacterized. Lineage: Eukaryota; Fungi; Glomeromycota; Glomeromycetes; Glomerales; Glomeraceae. The record is from RefSeq and is a predicted model, not a curated record.